GAUGCCGUCUCCAAAAAUCAGUGAUGGAUGAUAAAUUAUACAGAAAAGAAAAAGAGCCAAGCACCGAAAAGAGCGGGGAAUCGAGAGCUAAUCAAACGACUCGUUAUUCGGGUCUAUAAAUAAAAUCCCAUUUUUUCCCUAUAUUUCACUUCCUCCUAUCAUUUCAAUCUCAUUUUCUCUUCUUUCAGAUCUCAAUCAAGAUAUGGAUACCUUCUUAUUUACUUCCGAGUCUGUCAAUGAAGGUCACCCCGACAAGAUCUGUGACCAGGUUUCGGAUGCUAUCCUUGAUGCCUGCCUGGAACAAGACCCAGAAAGCAAAGUGGCCUGUGAGACUUGCACCAAGACUAACAUGGUUAUGGUCUUCGGGGAGAUCACCACGAAGGCCAAAAUUAACUAUGAGAAAAUUGUUCGGGAUACUUGCAGAGGUAUAGGGUUCACCUCAGCUGAUGUCGGCCUUGAUGCUGACAACUGCAAAGUUCUAGUUAACAUUGAGCAGCAGAGCCCUGAUAUUGCACAAGGAGUUCAUGGUCACCUCUCCAAGAAACCUGAGGAAAUUGGGGCUGGUGACCAAGGUCACAUGUUUGGCUAUGCCACAGACGAAACCCCUGAGUUAAUGCCUCUAACCCAUGUGCUUGCGACUAAACUUGGUGCCAGGCUCACCGAAGUGAGAAAGAACAAGACAUGUCAAUGGUUAAGGCCUGAUGGUAAGACCCAAGUGACUGUUGAAUAUCGCAAUGAUGGUGGAGCCAUGGUCCCCAUACGUGUUCACACUGUUCUUAUUUCAACCCAACAUGAUGAGACCGUCACCAAUGAGAAGAUUGCAGCUGACUUGAGAGAGCAUGUCAUUAAGCCUGUCAUUCCAGCAAAGUAUCUCGAUGACAAAACCAUUUUCCACCUCAACCCAUCCGGUAGGUUUGUUAUUGGUGGACCUCAUGGAGAUGCAGGACUCACUGGCCGAAAGAUUAUCAUUGAUACCUAUGGUGGCUGGGGUGCUCAUGGUGGUGGUGCUUUCUCAGGGAAGGAUCCCACUAAGGUGGAUCGCAGUGGUGCAUACAUAGUUAGGCAAGCAGCAAAGAGCGUGGUGGCCUCAGGCCUUGCACGUCGAUGUAUCGUGCAAGUCUCCUAUGCAAUCGGUGUGCCGGAACCCUUGUCAGUUUUCGUAGACACUUACAAGACAGGCAAAAUCCCGGACAAGGAUAUUUUGGCAUUAAUCAAGGAAGCUUUCGACUUCAGGCCGGGAAUGAUCUCUAUCAAUCUUGACCUGAAGAGAGGAGGAAAGUUUAGGUACCAAAAGACUGCUGCUUAUGGUCAUUUCGGCCGUGAUGAUCCUGAUUUCACUUGGGAGAUUGUUAAGCCUCUUAAGCCCAAGGCCUAAGUUACUAGUUACUACCAUAGCCAUAAUGUCAUGUGGUACGUAUCUGUCAAUUUGUUUCAUUUUACAUUCUUUACUUUUCAGGGCGUAAUUUAUUUCCCCAACCAUCUAUUGUUUCUCAUGGAUAUAUUCUUUUAAGAUUUUCCUGUCUACUUAUUCAAUCCAAAAUAUUUUCUUUUAUUAUAGAA
Messenger RNA from Gossypium raimondii (Peruvian cotton), 1560 nucleotides. Its product is annotated as S-adenosylmethionine synthase 1. The transcript is spliced from 2 exons. Gene Ontology annotation, cellular component: cytosol. Gene Ontology annotation, biological process: S-adenosylmethionine biosynthetic process. NCBI's taxonomy places the organism in Eukaryota, Viridiplantae, Streptophyta, Magnoliopsida, Malvales, Malvaceae. The record is from RefSeq and is a predicted model, not a curated record. The coding region runs from base 203 to 1375 and encodes 390 amino acids. Gene Ontology annotation, molecular function: ATP binding; methionine adenosyltransferase activity.